Molecule: messenger RNA, 381 nt
Organism: Mycotypha africana
Lineage: Eukaryota; Fungi; Mucoromycota; Mucoromycetes; Mucorales; Mycotyphaceae
Exons: 2
Coding region: 1-381 (126 amino acids)
Source: RefSeq, a predicted model, not a curated record
AUGAUUGGCCUCCCCCUGACUCGCUACCAACUACUCUCAACUCUCUCUUUUUUCUUGUUUCUAAUUCUCUUAUUCCAUAUCACUCUUUGUCACUCGCUUGUCAUUCGGUUCAGCUCACUUAUUUGUAUCAUAUCGCACUUGUUGCAUUUCAAUGGUACAUCUGAGGCAUUGAAUGCAAGAAUGGGAUGGUUCAAGACGCUGAUGGAAUCACAGCUGAAGCAACAAACGUAUCAAGCACGUGUCAUGAUGAAUAUUGUCCAAUUGGAUGAAAUGCCUUUGCGUUUCGUGGAUGGACUUGGUUUUGACCAGAACGGCGACGAACAUCUUAAUCUGAAAGAGCAGGCGGGCGUGCGUCCAACAACCACAGCACGCUUGCGAUGA